Pestalotiopsis fici W106-1 is the source of this 7887-nucleotide messenger RNA. RefSeq lists its product as uncharacterized. Bases 1 to 7887 code for a protein of 2628 amino acids. The record is from RefSeq and is a predicted model, not a curated record. Gene Ontology annotation, molecular function: 3-oxoacyl-[acyl-carrier-protein] synthase activity; fatty acid synthase activity; oxidoreductase activity. Gene Ontology annotation, biological process: secondary metabolite biosynthetic process; fatty acid biosynthetic process. NCBI's taxonomy places the organism in Eukaryota, Fungi, Ascomycota, Sordariomycetes, Amphisphaeriales, Sporocadaceae. The transcript is spliced from 3 exons.
AUGACUUCAGAGGCAAGGCCCAGCGAUGGACCUGAGCCGAUAGCCAUAGUUGGCAUGGGGUGCCGAUGGCCUGGUAGUGUCAAGUCGCCUGGCGACUUGUGGGAUCUCUUGAAGAAUAAGAGAGAUGGGUACCGGGAAUUUGUCGAGCCACGCUUCUCAAAGAAGGGGUUCUACCAUCCAAAUCCGGAUCGCCCAGGUACAAUGUCGACCAAAGGUGGAUUCCUGGUGGACGAGGACCCCCGGCUAUUCGAUCAUUCUUUCUUCGGUAUGACGGGUCUGGAGGUGGAAACCAUGGACCCGUCGCAGCGGAAGCUACUCGAAGUCGUCUACGAAGCAUUCGAGAAUGGUGGCGAGACUUGGGACAGUAUCUCAGGAUCUCGGACGGGCGUAUUCGUCGGCAACUUCUCCCUCGACCACUGGAUGAUGCAAGCCAGAGACUGGGACUACCCUCGCCCUUAUGCCACCACAGGUGCGGCAACCAGUAUCCUUGCUAAUCGUAUAAGCUAUAUCUUCAACUUGCAGGGCCCAAGUCUUGCAUUGGAUACUGCUUGUUCCUCGUCCAUGUAUGCAGUGCAUUUGGCAGUCAAUUCUAUCCGCAACGGAGACUGCGACUCGGCCAUUGUAGCAGCGUCCAACUGGCUAGUGGACCCCAGCCUACAGAUUGCACUAAACAAGCUCGGCGCCCUGUCGCCUACUUCAAGAUGUCACACUUUCGAUGCCAGCGCCGAUGGGUAUGCGAGAGGUGAAGGAUUUGCCGCACUAUAUAUCAAAAGGUCAUCAUUAGCUGCCCUGGAUGGGUCCCCCAUGAGAGCUCUCAUUAGAGGUACAGCUGUAAAUGCAAAUGGUCGGACUGGAGGCAUCACUCGGCCAAGUGCAGCAGGCCAAGAAGCUGUCAUUCGCCAAGCAUACGCAAAUGCUGGCAAUCUACCAUUUUCAGAGACGACCUAUUUCGAGUGCCAUGGUACUGGAACACCAGUGGGUGAUCCCAUUGAGGUAUCAGCGGUCGGCAAUGUCUUCUCAUCAGUCCGAGCCUCGCCCACUGACCCUCUGUUCAUCGGAUCCGUCAAGACCAACCUGGGGCACAGCGAGGGUGCUAGCGCCCUCGCAGCCAUCAUGAAGAUUGUUCUUUCGCUAGAGGCUAGAGCGAUCCCACCGAGUUUCGGCGUCGAGAGACUCAAUCCAAACAUCGAUUUUGAAAAGGCUCGAGUUCAUGUGGUCACAGAGUUGACACCAUGGCCAGAAGACAAGGUCCUGCGAGCCAGUAUCAACUCAUUUGGUUUCGGCGGCGCAAAUGGGCACUGUAUCAUUGAUGAUGUCAGUGUUGUCUAUCCGAGUUAUCACGAAAAUGUAGGACAUAGCUCCACCCGUCGAGCACAGGCAGCAAAUGGUCGUACAAAUGGCCACACAAACGGCCACACAAAUGGGAGUACAAAUGGGUAUUCCAAUGGUGCCACUUCCAAUGGACAGUCGAAUGCACAUCAAAACGGCGACUCAGUAUUGCGACAUAAACCCUACAUAGAAGAACCGAAAAAGAUCCAGAAAGCUACCGCACCUUCUCGCGAGCUUGUUCUACUGCCAUUUUCCGCCCAGAGUGCACAAUCGCUGAAGCUCAACAUUGACGCGCUGUCCGACGUCGUCGACGAUUUCUCCCUGGCGAACGUGGCGUACACUCUUGGGUUGAAGCGCUCCAAGCUGCAGCAAAGGACGUUCCGCAUUGUCAACAAAUCCAACGUGAAGGAAGGUUUGAAUGUCGAAAAAAAGAUUUUCUCAAGUCCCCUACAGUCGGCGAAUGUCGGAUUUAUCUUCACGGGUCAAGGUGCGCAAUGGACGGCCAUGGGUGCGGAGCUUUUCCAGUAUCGGGCAUUCCGGACUGCCAUUUUGUACCUAGAUCACGUCCUCCGAUCGCUGCACGAUCCUCCGUCGUGGUCUAUCAAGGACAUAUUGAGCGGAAACUGCGAAAAGGACUUGGUCCAACAACCUGAGAUAUCGCAGACGGCAUGCACGGCACUGCAAGUCGGUCUGGUGGAUCUCUUGGCUUCUUGGUCAGUUCGUCCUUCGAGCGUUGUCGGGCACUCUUCUGGUGAGAUGGCAGCAGCAUACGCGUCCGGUCGGAUAACAGCCGCCGAAGCCAUCGUGGCGGCUUACUAUCGCGGCAAAGCAGUCGCAAAGAACAAGCAACAGGGUACGAUGUUAGCAGUAGGCCUGGGACCUGAGGACGUGUCCGACUACUUGCAUGUUCUUCAAGGCGGUGAGGCCAGAAUUGCAGCCAUCAAUUCGCCAAACAGCGUCACACUGUCUGGAGAUACACCUGCCAUUGAACAGCUAGCAAAGGCCUUGACCUCGGAUGGUGUAUUCAAUCGCAUGCUUCGUACAGGUGGAAAUGCGUACCACUCGCACCAUAUGAUCCCAUUAGGUGCUGACUAUAGUACGAUGCUUUCUGGAGGCCUCGAUCGCAUCCGUGAGCUCGAUGUCGACCACGAGCAUUAUCCCGAAGUGCCCUGGCUAUCCUCUGUUGCGCCUGAAAAGUCUAUAUCAAGCUCUGACACGACAGCUGCAUAUUGGCGGGCCAAUCUAGAAUCUCCGGUACGAUUUUCCGAGGCGCUGAAAAACAUGGUGUCUCAAGAAAAUCUUCCAAUCGAUGUUCUCGUUGAGAUAGGGCCUCAUGGUGCCUUGAAGAGUCCAGUCACCCAAAUACUGAAGAGCGUUGGAAAAUCUGUACCAUACGCUGCCUCUUUGAGCAGAAACGAAGAUGCACGGGAGUCUGUGUUGGAACUUGCAGGUACGCUUUUCGGACUCAACGCAGCUAUCGACUUGUGUACAGUCAACGCUUUCGACGAGGGCAGUGACAGUGAGACUGCAGUCGUACAUGGCUAUACAGAUAUUGAUCUUCCUCCGUACCAAUAUUCUUAUGGCCCUGUGAUUUAUAACGAGAGUCGUGUGAGUAAGGAAUACCGAUUGAGAGAUGUCAUCAGGCACGACUUGCUGGGCUCUAGGAUUGCUGGCAACGCCAAGUUGCGACCACAAUGGCGCAACAUUCUUCGAGUCAAGGAUGUUCCUUGGUUAGCUGAACAUCGCUUGAUCCCAGACGCUGUAUUCCCAGCAGCCGGAUACAUGACCAUGGCAUUAGAGGCAAUGGCUCAGGUCUAUACAGAUUUGCCCGAAUCUCUGGACGUCAGUGGCUACAAACUUCGAAAUGUUGCCAUCAAAUCAGCCCUUAGAAUUCCAGAAGAUGACUACGGCGUUGAGGUGAUCCUGAGCCUGGAACUUGACGACGCAUUCAACCCAAAAUCUCCCACUUGGGCCUCAUUUACCAUCAGCACAAUUUCUCAUGGGUCUAACGAAUGGACGGAACAUUGCACCGGGCUUGUAAAGGCUGAAAUUGCCGACCCCGAGGAGCAGACCAAGAUAAGCAUCUCAAGCAGCCGGAAGGUGGUUGAUGCUCGUUCAUGGUAUCACAAGUUCUCGUCCAUCGGCCUGGGGUAUGGGUCAGCGUUUCAAGGCUUGUCGGAGAUCAGUGCCGACCCUAGGCAACAAGUGGUCCAAGCCAGAGUUUCAAUGAGCACAACCGCAGAUACCAUAACUGGGGGAGAAUCGGGUUAUCUUGUCCAUCCGAGCUCACUCGAUGCUACAUUCCAACUCGGCCUCAUUGGUUGUCAUGGAGGCGAGCUCAGUAGAGCUACCACGGCGUAUGUCCCUGUUCACCUCUCGGAGAUGUACAUCAAGAAUGGCAUCAACGGAAAACAGACUACGGCCAUCGCGAAAGGAGAGCUUCGCGGUCUCCGCGGCGCGUAUAUCCAGCUCCAAGUGCUUGAUGACACUGGAGACGUUGUGCUCAAUAUCGACCAGCUUCGUUGCAUCAGCUACAGCGAGUCAAAGUCGAUUAGUGCAGCUCAAUCCAAAGCUUUUAGCAGCCCAUUCACGAGGUUGGUGUGGAAGCCAGAUAUCCGUAAUCUCGACAACGAUCAGUGUCGCCAGAUAUUCAGCCCGCCAAAGGAGAACCUCGAGAAGAUUCCGCUUCUACUCAAUUUGAAUAAGAUAGCCUCCAUCAUUGUUUACGACAUGUAUGAGUCCUUUGGCAAAGGCUCGGAGAUCCCGAUACCCUCCGGGAAUGUCGGUCACUUUUUCAAUUGGGUGGAGCGACGUGUUCAUGAGGAUACACCUCUGAUGCAAGAAGCAAAACAGCUUUCGAAAGAGCAGAGACUUCAAUCCAUUGAGGAGUUGUACCAAGGAAUGUCUUUUAACCCCGAAGCUAGAGCUGUCAAGGCACUACAUGCAAACAUGAGUGAUAUCCUCAAGGAACGCACAACCGGAGUUGAUGUCCUCGUCAAUGAGGGAAUUCUGGCAUCGCUUUACGAGACAGGGUUGUUCAUGACCAGCGCAUAUCCUCAGCUUCACAACAUCCUCGAUAGUCUGGGCCAUGCAAACCCCGAUCUGCGUUUACUGGAGCUUGGAGCUGGAACAGGUGGUGCGACUCGAGUUGCCAUGAAAGCGCUUGCUGGUCCCAACGGCAUCAAACGAUAUGGUGACUACACUUUCACGGAUAUUUCCCCGGGAUUCUUGACCUCGGCUCGGGAAUCCAUGGCCGAGUUUCACGACGUCAACUAUGCGACCUUGGAUAUCGAGAAGGACCCACUGGAACAAGGAUUUCAGCCUGUGUAUGAUGUCGUCAUGGCGUCGCAGACCUUGCAUGCGACAACAAGCAUUUCAGAGACAUUGGCAAAUUGCCGAAAGCUCUUGAAGCCAGGUGGUAAAUUGGUACUGGUAGAGAACACCAGAAAUCAAAUACUGGUUGGUCUGGUGCUUGGAACGCUCACCGGAUACUGGCAUGGUAUUCCCGACGGGCGCUUGGACAUGCCUUUCUUGAGUUUGAAUUCAUGGGAGACAGCUCUCCGAGCGGCAGGGUUCAACGGUACUGAGAUUGUGUUGGACGAUUACCCUCAUCCUCACAACACGACAACGACUCUUGUGAGUACGCUGCAGGAUGAGAACCCCGGACAGGAAGCAAAGAGUCGAGGAGAGGGGGCAACCGCUAAGAUCAGGUUGAUCUGGCACGACGAAACAGAGCGACCGUCGCUCCUUGUCGCACUCUACCAAGAUCUACUGUCUCAAGGGGCUUCUGUUCAAGUUGUUCCUUUCAAGAAAGCCCUGCACAAUCUAUCAUCCAAUGAACGGGUGAUUCUGUUCCUCCAUGAGAACCAGUUGACGCUAGAUGAAGACGAAGAUACUUUGAAGACAUUUCAAAAUCUCGUAUCAAGCGCUGCAAGCUUGCUGUGCUUGACUUCUUCAGGGAUGGUAAAGGGCGUCAAUCCCGAUGGGGCCGUGGUGGCUGGUCUGCUGCGUACAAUUGCGACUGAAAAUCCCGCGGGUCAAUACAUGUCCAUCGACAUCAAUGCUGAAAACUACAAUGUGGAUGACAAGGACCUAGUCAAGACGAUCCUCGCUCAGGAGCAGUUGCUGCAGCAGGAGACAAGCGAUGCAAAUAUCGACAGCGAGUUUGUCUGGCAGGACGGUUGUCUUUGGGUCAGCCGGAUUGUACCAGACUCAGGACUGCAAGAAUUUGCAGAACUGAACAGGAGUCCCAAGAACAGCAAUACAGAGCUCUUACCUCUAGACAGUCAGGGACCCGUCCGCGCCGCCUUUGAAACCCCCGGUAUACUGAGUUCCCUUUACUUCAAAUCCUACACCGAACUUCAGCAGCCGCUUGCAGCCGACUGGAUCGAUGUCAAGGUUGCAGCGGUCGGGCUGAACUGGAAGGACCUGGGCCUAUCCUCGGGCAAAUUUGACGGCAACAAUCUGUCCUCUGAGUUUGCGGGUAUUGUUGCUGCGGUCGGUGCAAAUGUGACCAAUGUUUCCAUAGGCGACAGGGUCUAUGGUACCGCCAAGGGGCAUUUCGGAAACUACACAAGAGUCCGGGCCAUUGCAGCCCAGAAACUACAGUCUAGUGAUGGCUUCGUCGAAGUUGCAACUAUGCCCCUUGUGUACAUGACAGCAGUGUACGCCUUCGACCACCUUGCACAUCUGAGAAAGGGGCAAACAGUCUUGAUACAAUCUGCCACUGGCGGUUUAGGCUUGGCAGCAAUACAGCUUGCGCAGUCCAAGGGUGCCCAGAUUUUCGCCACGGUUGGAACUGACGAGAAAGCCCGCUUCCUUGUUGAAAACUUCAACAUGCCAUCUUCGCAUAUCAUCUCUUCGCGUAGCGAAUCGGAUAUUGCGAAACUGGCCCGCUCUCUUCCCAAAGGCGGCUUUGAUGUCAUUCUCAGUUCUUCCAGAGGAGACAUGCUUUACGCGUCUCUCAAGGCGCUGGCGCCUCUAGGCCACUUGGUCGACGUGGGUAGAAUGGAUGUGACAUCUUCCAAGGUAGUUGGUCUCGAGCUUUUCCAGAAGAAUGCCAACUUUUCAUCAUUUGAUCUAUCACUGCUGCUUGAUGACGAUCCCGAACUUGGAGCCGAGCUGCUACAGACUGUGGACAAGUAUUACAGGGCAGGCCUCAUUGGACCCAUUCAUCCACAUUCAGCCACCGAUAUCUCACAGCUAGACAAAGUCCUGCUUGGGUUUUCCAAAGGUACGCACGUUGGAAAGCUCGUCAUUAGCUUCGAAAAUCCGGACACGCCAGUGAGGAUGAUGUCGCCAACGCCGGUCGCUCGAUUCGACCCCGAGGGCUGCUACGUCAUAACGGGAGGCCUUGGUGGGCUUGGUCAGUCCAUUGUCAACUGGCUAGGGAGCCGCGGUGCACGUCACCUGAUAAUACUUUCCAGACGUGGUCUCGACACGCCAGGCGCAGCAAGCUUCAUUGAGGAGAUGAAAUUGCGCGACAUUGACGUGCAAGCCGUUGCUUGCGACGUGAGCAAGUCUGACAGCGUCGCUCGUGUCAUUGGAGAAGCUGCAGCACAGAGACCAAUCAAGGGCGUAAUUCAUGCCGCGGUCUCUUACUUGGAUGUCUCCUUUGAUAAAGUUUCUGCCGAGAGAUGGCAACAGAGUCUAGCAGCGAAAGUGCGCGGUACUAGAAAUCUCCAUGACGCAACGAUCAAACAACCUUUGGACUUCUUUGUCAUGGUUACAUCCAUAGAAUCCAUAUGUGCUCUCGCUACGCAGAGCGCCUACACUGCGGCCAACAACUUCCAAGAUUACUUUGCCCGUUACCGAAGGCGCCUUGGUUUACCGGCAACGGCAUCAUCGUUUGGUUUCAUCAACGAUCUCGGCUCUCUCAGCACUGAUUCCAUCACCGUCGAUCUGUUUGCCCGGAACAAAGUGCUGACAAUAUCCGAGCACCAGUUCCUUGGCUUGCUCGAGCCUUCUUUCUUGGAUCAUGAGCACUUAUCAGAUGAGAGAGGCUGGAUCGGAAAGCACCAGGACCCGUUGUCCGCUGCCAAUAUUGUCACAUGCAUGGAUCCAGCUGCCAUGGCUGCCAAGAAGAGGGCCGAAGUGGAAAUGGGAACUUCAACCAGCACCGUGCCUCGGUGGUACACAGACGGCCGUGUCUCAUUGGUGAUGCGCGCGUUUGAAGAUGCGCAGCGCCACGAUGGGGAUCUAGCAGCGGCCGAGGAGGCAGCGGGAGGCGGUGGAAAGUCGGGACUGUCCCAAAUACGUCGCGCGUUCCAAAAGGCAAUUGACGCCGGCCCCGACGGGCACGCCAGCGCCACUGAGCUCGUCAGCGAGGCCAUCUCCAACGCCGUCGCUGAAAUGUUGUUCAUUGAUGCGUCAGGUGUGAAUUCCGCCAUGACCGUGGCAGCGCAUGGAGUGGACAGUCUGAUAGCGGCCGAGUUGCGCAACUGGUUCCAUCAGGCGUUCAAGUUCAAGAUCAGCAUGCCGGACUUGCUGGAUGCCCACACCAGCAUUAGUGAGCUUGCCGCCAAAGUUGUUGAUGACGCGUUGGCACCGAGCGAGUAG